AGGCGCUCUUGGCGCUGCGGGCCCCCUGGAUCCGUGAGACUUUUUUUUUUACCACUUGCUAACAAAAAGGGUGUCAGGAAGGGCAAUAAUAGUAUCCGCACCGGCUCAGCGUGAGUUCUCCCGCCCCAUUUUAUUUGCAUUCUCUCCAGUAACACAGUCUUAGUUCAGAUGACACAAUGCAUCAUUCCAGUCCAGAUGGCGGUAAUGAGUUGAUAUCAUCAUCGGCCAGCGCUUCAUUCCAAGCUGUUUCAGGGUCCUUGGAAGUGGCUUCUACUGCUUCAGCCGACCAGACUGCGGCAGACGCGCACGAGACUUGUGCGCAGUGCGGCGAAUGUUACCGUUAUAAGCCUUUGCUAGCAUGGCAUGCUAGGUAUUAUCAGCAUAAGGCAUAUCUGUGCCCACUCCAAGGCUGUGGUAAGGGGUUCAUAGCGGGAGGAGAGCGCGACGCUCAUCAGCGCCGACCUCAUCUUGAAGGCCAUGAACGCGUUGAAAUGGGGCAUCCGUUUGCUUGUGUAGAGUGUUCGGUCGAGUUCAAGAACAAGUCCAAACUUGAAGAACACGCCACUGAAGCACAGCACAAACCCUUUGCUUGUUCGUGCGGCAAGGACUUCUCUCGACUCGAUGUUCUCAACCGACAUCUUGACUCCAUGGGGACCGACAUGCCGAAAUACCCUUGUCUGUUCUGCAAAAGCCAUCGGGACGAAAACGGUUUCCGAAGAAGAGAUCACCUUCUGCAGCAUGUGCGCGGCUACCACAAGUUCGAAGCUGAGGGGAAAUUCGAAGACAUCUUGUCUUCCCGUAGGGGCAAAUACCAGACACCGCCUGUUUGUCACUUUGCGGAUUGCUUGCACCACCGGGAUGACAACUUCAAGACCCUCAGUCGCAAUGAGCAAGACCGCUCCAAGCCAUUUGAGUCACAGUCGGAUUAUACCAAACACAUGAAGAACGCCCACGACUUCACACACUACCCCUGCACCGUGAGAGGAUGCAGAAAGACUGGCGCCAAGGGUUACGCGAGAGAGAAAGAUCUUAUCAAUCACAGAAAGAAGGACCAUCCUGAGGCGGGAACGUAUGUUCCAGCAACACGAGACAUUAGAAUUACUUGCGCUGGUUGCGGUAAGAGCCUAGGACCUAACAGUGUACACUGGCACAGAUGUUAUCUGGGAUAGGACUUUUUGGGAAUUCCAGGUACAUGAAUUCCGAGCCAUGGCAUGUUUAGUCUAAGUCUUGCUUCGCUUUGCGGAUGGAAGUAAGCUCUUGUAUGGAAGUGGGCGUGGAGGCCACAGUAGAGACGAGAGUGUGAUAGUCGGUCCCUUGAUAGUAAGGCUAUUCCGAUCGGUUUGCAUCUAUGCAAUGUGUCUUCCUUUGAACUCUGUUUGGUUACGUAGAUCGUACUCGUCUGCUUUUCUCUUUUAUCCGAUGAAGUUAUCAAAUUGAAUGGAAU
Messenger RNA from Colletotrichum godetiae, 1444 nucleotides. RefSeq lists its product as uncharacterized. Gene Ontology annotation, biological process: regulation of transcription by RNA polymerase II. The record is from RefSeq and is a predicted model, not a curated record. Gene Ontology annotation, cellular component: nucleus. Lineage: Eukaryota; Fungi; Ascomycota; Sordariomycetes; Glomerellales; Glomerellaceae. The transcript has a single exon. Gene Ontology annotation, molecular function: DNA-binding transcription factor activity, RNA polymerase II-specific. Bases 177 to 1169 code for a protein of 330 amino acids.